AAAACCUUCGACAUCCUGCAAUUGUUUCAGUUCAAAAAUUGAAAUGAUUCGAACAAUACUGCUGGGGAUAGCGCUGGCCAUCCAACUGUACUGCGUAGCUGGUUCGAGAUUUGUGAAAACUGGUGAUGGCGAAGUGUUCUAUAUUGAACCCGCAAAUAAGUUCACUUGGUACCAGGCUUUGAGUGAUUGCGUACGCCUGAAUAUGGCUCUGGUGGCCGUUGAUUCAGAGGGUAAACGUCAAAGGCUGGCCAAUCUGAUAUCUCCAGAAGAUGGAGCCUCUCAUCUAUGGACAGGUGGUCAUGACAACACAAAUAGUCGGAAAUUUGAAUGGAUAUCGAAUAGUCAAUUAUUUGACUACACCAAUUGGUUUAAAGGAGAACCGAACGAUAAAAAAGAACGUUGUGUGGAAAUGAUAUAUCCCAAUCUGAACUGGAAUGAUGCACCUUGUGAUGUACAACGUGGCUAUGUCUGUGAAGAGAUACCUGCGGUGGCAGAGAAAAGAAGAGAAAUAAUACUCUUGAAAGAAGUCUAUGAAAAUCGAAUGGACCGAAGCGCUAUAGAAGUUGAAGAGUAUAUGUCUAAACACAUCAAGGAUAUCAAAGAGGAUAUAAAUCAUUGGGGUAAAAACCUUGAUGAAAAAUUAUCUCAGCUAUUAGAUGCUGGUGGGUGGUCGAGAAAUUAUCCAUCUUAUGGAAAUACUGGGCAACCUUGGUGGGAGACCACUACCAAUUCGGCCGAAACAGUUGAGAUGGAAUCGACCACCACUGAAUUGCCACCCAGAUAUGAUGGCUAUCGUUGGUAUUCAUCACAUUCGUUUUUCCAAGGCCCUGCAGAUGUAACAGCUGAAACAUCGUAUAUAGAUGAAACCACCGAAACGAUAACGGAUGAGUCGCCCAGAUAUGAUGGUUAUCGUUGGCCUCCACCACUUUCGUUUUACCAAGCCCCCGAAGAUGAAACGACUGACACAUCGCAUAUAGAUGAAACCACCGAAGCGAUAACGGAUGAGUCGCCCACAAUGCAGCCAUUUAUCAGAUUUCGUGGAUCCCAUUGGCCUUAUCGCUCUUACCAUACGAAUGCAGCCGAUACCCCCAAAAUAUCAAAUAUAAACGAAUACCCAUCAAUGGCCAACACGCAAUUGUCAUCCUCCAAUAAUGAAUAUCAAAAGUCCUACUUUCAGAUGUAUCGAAAUUCUCUCCAUACGCCCGAGACCAGAAUGCCACCAGCUACAAAUUCUCUCACGCUAGCGAAUGUUAAACAAUUGACCGAUUCAUUGAAGGAAACGAAUGAAAAGCUAAACAUUUUGCUUCAUAAACUUGGGGAAAAUCAAAAUAUUCAAAAGCCUUCUAAAAUUUUUUAUAAUUUCUACUAAGGGCAGUAUGAGCGGGAUGAUGCAUCACGCAAUUUUAUAUCAAAUCGUAAAAUACAGUUUUUAUUUUUAACAUUUUAUUCCUUUGUACCACUCAAAACUAUUAAAAAAAUACUCAAAAAUUUAAAUGAAUAAAAAAUUAAAAAAAAAACAUUUUUGAUAGACCCUGUUAUUACAGGGUGAGAUAAAAAAACUGCAACAAAGUCAAA
Musca domestica (house fly) is the source of this 1575-nucleotide messenger RNA. RefSeq lists its product as uncharacterized. The transcript is spliced from 2 exons. The coding region runs from base 44 to 1369 and encodes 441 amino acids. The record is from RefSeq and is a predicted model, not a curated record. NCBI's taxonomy places the organism in Eukaryota, Metazoa, Arthropoda, Insecta, Diptera, Muscidae. Gene Ontology annotation, molecular function: signaling receptor activity.